AUGAAAGGGUUCAAAUUGCUUCAAUCAUUCAUUAUUUCUCGUUUUAUUUUCUCUAGUGCCGUUCUGGCGAGUGAGCCGACGACUGCUACAAAGUUGGAAGAUGCCCCAGAGUGUGCUAUCAGCUGUUUUGCUCAGUUGGGGUUUGUCAAGAUGCAACGAACUCAAUCAUGGGGAGCUGACGAUAUUACUAUCAUCGCAGCCGCAGUCUUUACAGUUGUCCAAUGCAUCAUGAUGGGUUUGAUGACCUUCAAAGGCUUGGGACGCAACAUUUGGCUGUUCAAUGACAAGACAAUCACCACAUUCUACGUUUAUCUUCUCGUUGUUCAGUAUGCAUAUGUUUUGAGCCUAUGUCUCGUCAAACUAUCAAUCCUCUUUUUUUUCCUACGUACAUUUCCGGACCAAAGGUUCAGAACCUUUGUGAAAUGGACAAUCGGCUUCAAUAUUCUCACUACAAUCAUCUUCAGCAUAUGCGGCGCCCUUCAACGACAGCCUAUAUACUUACUUUGGGAGGGAUGGAAGGAUUUCCCGCCAAAGGGAACUACUUUGAACAUCCCGGCAAUCAUAUUCUCGCAUGCUGCUAUUAAUAUUGCCCUCGAUGUCUGGAUGUUUGUUCUUCCUCUUACCCAAUUAUAUCACUUGGGUUUGAAGCCAAAGAAGAAAGCUGGGGUUAUGCUUAUCUUUAGUGUUGGAAUAUUCCUCAUAGCGGCCAGCUGUGUUCGAAUCCCAUAUUUAAUCGGUUUCACCGACUCUCAAGGAUUUAUCGUUUGGUCAAAUAUCGAGUGUGGCGUGGGCAUCCUCGUCGCCUGUAUGCCACACAUGCAACCAGUCUUUCGCGCCAUAGCAGCUCGAGUAAGAUCGUGGAAAGUGCUGCCCACUAGUUCCAACGGUGGCGAUGGCAUGUUUGUUCAAAGAGGGUUGAAGACUAUUCCGAUUACGAAGACGGGAGGAAAUUCUAUGCGUACUGAUGGCACUACAUUGGUUGGAGGUGAUGAUAUGGAAAUCGAUGAUUCGGGGAGAUUAUCGACUUUGACAGAGACGUCCAAGUCGGGGAAUAAAAAAGAUGAGUUUGUUAGCGAUGGACGUACCUCGGGUUCAGCAGGGUCGGAAGAGGGCUGCACUGGCCUCGGGGUAUCGGAAAGAUUGGCCGCUGGAAGCAUAAGAGACGAAAUUAGUAGGCCACCUUAUGCUCUUUAG
This is a messenger RNA of Fusarium poae, 1194 nucleotides long. RefSeq lists its product as uncharacterized. The transcript has 9 exons. The record is from RefSeq and is a predicted model, not a curated record. NCBI's taxonomy places the organism in Eukaryota, Fungi, Ascomycota, Sordariomycetes, Hypocreales, Nectriaceae. Bases 1 to 1194 code for a protein of 397 amino acids.